This is a messenger RNA of Racocetra persica, 1788 nucleotides long. NCBI's taxonomy places the organism in Eukaryota, Fungi, Glomeromycota, Glomeromycetes, Diversisporales, Gigasporaceae. The record is from the annotation of a GenBank genome assembly.
CAAGAAAUGCAAUUGAUAAACAAUGGGACGAAACAAAAAUUUUAGCUUUAACUGGAAUUUCUAGACUUUUUAAAAAUUUCAUGUCUAUAUUAAUAAACUUUGAUGGUUUUCGACAAUUAUGGGAAUUAUUACUUUCCCAAUUUGAAUAUUUUUGUUUGCAUUCAAGUUUAGAAGUUUCUAUAGCUACUAUCAAAUCUUUUAAUACAGUAAUACAAUAUCCUUUUCAAGACAAAUUUCAAUAUGAUGAUAAACUUUGUGAAAAAAUAUUACCAUUUUGGAGAAUAGCUUGGAAUUUUUGGGAGAAAAUAGGUUGGAGAAUUAUUUCAACCUCAGAUCAAGAAGUUGCUUCAGAUAUGAAAUAUUCAACUACAAUACAUUUCACUCAAGAUGCUCUUAGAAUUUAUCUUUUAAUUUUUGGUGAUAUCUACAAAAUAAUUCGUUCGGAAUUUACGAUAUUUGAAUUAAAAAGAUUUUUUAAAAUCUCUUAUGGAAUAUUGAUUUAUCCUAAUAGUCCAUUUUAUUUGUCCGAUUCCGAUUGUCUUUCACCUUUACAAGAAUCUAUAUUAGAAAUUAUUGGGCAAUUUGAUUUAAGUUUUUCAGGUGUACCUGCAGCAGUUUUAGAAAAUUUUGCAGAUUAUAUUACUCUUGCAUUUACAAAAAAACAAAUGGAUGAGAAAUUGAAUGUAAUAUAUGGAUCAGUUGAACAACAAAUUGCGAUAAAGGAAGCAAACUCAAGUAAUAAACAUAUAAAUGGAGAAAUUAUUGGCAUAUCAACAUCUAAAAAAUCUUAUUCGAUAGUUUCUUAUAUUGCAUUUUCCAAAACUGUUAUGCAAUUGGUUAAAGAUUUAUUCAAAACUUAUGUUAAUGAUCAAAUAGUUUAUUUGGAAGGUGCAUAUAGUGUUCCCAUGAAAUUGAAAUAUGAUUGUCCUUUAUCAGGAAAAUAUGAUGAUAAUGCUGAACUUUGGAAAGUAGCAUCGAUUGCAUUUUUGGAUGUAGUAAAUCAUGGAUUGAAUGCUUUGGACCGUAUUGGUGAUGCCAUUUCUGAAGAAUGUAUUGUAAGCAUAUGGGAACAGAUAUUAGAUGUUCUUCAUAAUACUUUUACACCUAAAAGCAAACUGCCAUUAUAUAUUCAAGUUGAACAAUUAAACAUUGAUGAGUCUUUUGACAUAAAAUUUCUUUCAGAUUUACAAACACGUGUAUUAAUUCACUUGGGCAAUUCACGUGUUCCACAAUCACUUAUAUUAAAUGCAAUAAAAAUAAUUUAUGAAGGAUCAAAAUUAUAUUAUACUGAGGUAGAUAAGGAAGAUAAACCGACAACUUGGAAUGAAAGUAUCGAUGAAAAUUUUCAAUUUCUUGAUAACUUAGAAACACUGUGCUGUAAACAAGUGUUAAAAAAUAUUGAUAGUACACCAGUUUUUGUUACUCCGGUAGAACGAGAAAGACAAAGAAUAGCUAAAGUAACUGCUCCUAUCUUAUUAAAACGAUGUGCUUUUGUAAUUCAUAAUUAUACUAUCGAUCAACCAUUAUUUGGAAGAUGUUCUUUUCUAAGAAUAAGGAAUGAUGAAAUAUUAUUUGUGUUGCAAAAGUUGGUCAAAUUACGACUUCGACAAAAUAUAUUAGAUUUUAAUGAAAAUUCAACAACGAAUCUCUUGAAAAAACACAUUUUAUCAGGUCAAAAUGCACAUUUAUUUUAUUUGCAACGUGUUAUAAGUGAUGCCAUUUGUUUAAAAGAUUCUAAUAUCGAUAAAUUGUUAAAAGAAUGUUUGAAAAAAAUUGGAGAAGACUUGG